Amphimedon queenslandica is the source of this 2571-nucleotide messenger RNA. RefSeq names its product ephrin type-B receptor 3-like. The transcript is spliced from 15 exons. The record is from RefSeq and is a predicted model, not a curated record. Bases 266 to 2377 code for a protein of 703 amino acids. Gene Ontology annotation, molecular function: transmembrane receptor protein tyrosine kinase activity; ATP binding. NCBI's taxonomy places the organism in Eukaryota, Metazoa, Porifera, Demospongiae, Haplosclerida, Niphatidae. Gene Ontology annotation, biological process: multicellular organism development; cell surface receptor protein tyrosine kinase signaling pathway; positive regulation of kinase activity. Gene Ontology annotation, cellular component: signaling receptor complex; plasma membrane.
GUUCAGUGUAUACAUACCUAACUUGAAUCAAUUUGAUGAUAUACUGCAAGAGAAGAGCUCCAGUAAUCCAGUAUAUUAUAGAGAUCCACCCAGUUGUCAAUCACUAAGGGAAAACUAUUUUCUCGAUGCGACUGAUAAGAGACCACUAAUAGUUAUCAGUGUAACAACUACUGCUCCCACUGUUCCUUCUUCCUCCUCCAUACAUGAUGGUCUUACAUCAUUAAUUUUUUCCCAGACUGUAACCACAGACACUGGCCCUAUACCAAUGACAACGACACCUUCUACUCAAUCAGCAAUGUCUCCUUCAACUUCAUCAUCCUCUUUCACCUCUCUCCUCUAUUCCUCCUCUUCCCAGAACACCAUUCUUUCUUCUUCUUCAUCCUCUAGCUUCAUUAUUACCACAACAAACCCAACUACUACAACUAGCGCCUUUGGUGAGAAUAGUUUUAUUUUUAUAGGAGCAGGUGUCAUUAUCGUGGUUGUGGUCAUACUCAUAGCUUUCCUGGUACUGAUCUGUCUCUUUGUCAAAUUCAACCGAAAGAAAAAAGCACAACCAACACUUCAAUCCGACUCGUUGGAUUUCCACAGAAUCAGGGCCAUAUCGCCCGAAAUGAGGCAAGAGAUUGAUGAAUUCAGAGCCCCCAACAGACAAAUGAUCAGCUCCUUCAUAAUCAAUGACUAUGAUAAUCCCAGCGAACUCACGUUUCACGAUGUUAAUGGUUCUUCCCGUGCUGAGAGAGACUAUAUGACAAUGAUCAGUACUACCGUUCCCUCUAGAACAGUCACUCCCUCUAGGACUACUACACCGGCUUAUUCCAGGAACAUGACACCCUCUAAUAUAUCUAAUGGCUCCGGUGGUAGUCACUAUCAGUAUCCACGAAAUCAAAGCCCAAGCACCAACCAGCGUUAUGAUUCACCGAGAAGCAUUACCACAAGUUCUCUCUCUGAGUAUGAUGAUCCACGUGUAUUGGACAGAACACCUCGCAUCACUAACAAGUUUGGAAAGUCAGGAACUAAUCCUCGUCGCUCUCAGGAAACCACUCCAGAUCACCAUUACUUUACCCUGCAAGAAAAGGACCUCACGUCACCACAGAGCACUACUUUAGUAACUCAUACCUACCAAGUUUUGGAGAAUCCUAACAAAGCCACUGGGCAGGCAGAACACCCUACCAGAGUUUACCAUGAGCUGAUCCCAACUGAUACACUGCCAAAGAAUAACGACUACCAUGUGUUGGAAAAGCCUGGAUCUGGUUAUCAUGUCCCAACUAGAAAUCAAAGAGAAUCAAUGAUACUACAGGGAGAGCUUCAAACCCAGCAACAGGUCCAAGAGUUCUUUCUUAACAAAUCCGAGUACUUUGAGCCACCUGAGCAGACAGAGCACAUCUAUGAGCAACUCAACCAGUACAAGUGUAGAGAGAUACCACUUGAAAACAUAACGUUUGAUAAGGAAAUUGGAAAGGGACAAUUUGGUACAGUUUUUGCCGGUACUUGGUAUCUUGCUGGAGGAGACAGGAGGCCUGUAGCCAUCAAGAGAUUAAGCGUGCAAGCAUCUGAAGAAGAGAAGUCAAAGUUUUUGAGAGAGGGGGCUAGGAUGAUGCAGUUCUUCCAUCCUAAUGUUGUCAAGCUUCUUGGAGUAGCUACUGUCCAUACUCCUUUCCUUUUGGUACAAGAGUUAAUGUCAAAAGGUGACUUAAAGUCUUAUCUUAAAGGAAGCAGGCCACAGUUGGACAGCAAUGACCCAGUACCAGUGAGAGAUGUUCCUUCACCUCAACAACUCCUCAAGUUCUGUCGUGACAUUGCCAGUGGCAUGAGACACUUGGUGACAAAGAACUUUGUACACAGAGACCUUGCAGCAAGGAACGUCCUAUUGAAUGACAAUCUCAUUUGCAAAAUUGCCGAUUUUGGAAUGACAAGAGCAGCCAACCAUGUUUUUGACCUGAACAAAACUGAACAGAUACCACUGCGCUGGACAGCACCAGAAGCAUUCAAAUUAAAAGAUUACUCAGAGAAGAGUGACGUGUACAGUUAUGGUAUGGUCCUAUACGAAAUCUGGUCCCUCGGACGAAAACCUUUCCCUCGUUUGUAUCAAAAUCAAGAAAUCGUUGACUUCAUUGACCAGAGGGGAUUGCUGCCUCCCCCUCCAGGCUGCCCAAGGGAGGUGUACAGUUUAAUGGUCACUUGUUGGAACCCUAACCCAUCUCUAAGGAUGUCAUUUGACUCAAUAUGCAAUGAUUAUUUGAAAGCUAACGAUGACUCCCUGCUCUCGUGGGACAAAAAUGAUCUUGAGGGUCGCUCUUCUGAAGCAACUAAAAUUGGAGCAAUGCUAGAUAUGGGAUAUGACCUUUAUACUGAUCUGCAGAAGGAAUACAGACUUUAAUAUAUAAUGAUAAUAAAUAAAAGACUGUUUUAGAAUCAAAUCACUAUAUAUUCUUUAUUUUUUGUGAGUGACUGUGUAUGCGUGCGUGUAUGAUGUGUGUGUGGUAAUUAUUUUUUUAUUAAUUCAUGUGCAUAUUUUAAAGCUAUUGGGACAUUUUUUUGUGAUAAAUAAACUUUCAGUGUUGUAUCUACUAG